Messenger RNA from Corythoichthys intestinalis (scribbled pipefish), 2536 nucleotides. RefSeq names its product N-terminal asparagine amidase (gene ntan1). Gene Ontology annotation, biological process: ubiquitin-dependent protein catabolic process. Lineage: Eukaryota; Metazoa; Chordata; Actinopteri; Syngnathiformes; Syngnathidae. Gene Ontology annotation, cellular component: nucleus. The record is from RefSeq and is a predicted model, not a curated record. Gene Ontology annotation, molecular function: protein-N-terminal asparagine amidohydrolase activity. Bases 141 to 1073 code for a protein of 310 amino acids. The transcript is spliced from 10 exons.
CACUGUGGUUUCAGCCAAAUCAACCGUAGAAGAAGACUCUUCCAGGAAAUAUCAUCAAUUUUCAAUUUUAGAUAUCGAGCCUUAUGUAGUCGACACUCGCCAGUGUGUGUGAAUAAUGUCAGUUCGUGGAUUUUAGGGAUAUGCCUUUGCUCAUUCAGAAUGUUAGCUUGGAGCGUGUAACAUCGACUGCAGAACUCUUCGCCAAAUAUCCACAUUUACAGGAGAAUGCAAAAGUCUUUCGCUCUCAGCCUCUCACAGAUGUUGACCCCAAGUGCCUCCUGUAUGUCCAACAGAGAGAGUUUGCUGUAACGACACCAGCUGAUAAUAGUGUUUCAGUGAUUGGAUCUGAGGAUGCUACCACCUGCCAUUUGGUUGUGCUACGGCAUACAGGAAGUGGAGCUGCUUGUCUUGCGCACUGCGAUGGUUCCAACACUUGUGCCGAAGUCUCACUAUUUAUCAAAUCAGUCACAUCUCUGAGUAGCUGUUGCAAUGAUGGCAGACUUGAACUCCAUCUUGUUGGUGGAUUUAAUGACGAAGCAAUGACCUCCCAUGAACUCAGCCUUAAUAUACUGGGAGCCUUCCAUCAACUUAAAGAUGAUAUCCAUCUGGAAACCUGUUGCAUCACAGAAAUGAAUGAUGUAGUCAUCAAUGCUGUUCAUAGACCUGCAGUUUAUGGAGUUGGUGUAAAUGUUAAAACUGGCAAAGUAUUCCCCGCUGCUUUUCCUUGUAAAGGACCAGCUGAGGAUCUACGGUCAGCACGCACCUUCACAGGGGGUCAGAUGGUUGACAUUUACGACUUUAGUCGGGAACUUGUACAAGUUGGACCUUGCAAGUGGUCUCCCAAUAUGGAAAUUGCCUUUUGGUUGGCGCAGGAUGAUGCCAUCAUUUUAAAGUACUUGUCUACAUCGCCAAAUGCUGAACCACCACACUUUGUCCGCCACAUCAAAUCCACCAUCCAGUUCCUCCUAAAGCACCCAAACGCUGACGAUCUCUUCCCUGGGGGUCAGCCACAGCUCUACCACAGGACUGAAAGUGGUGAUUGGGACAGGGUUACCAUUCAAGUUGAAUCUUGAUGGUUUGUCUUUCACAAUGCAGUCACCAUCUGCUUUUCUCAUUGUCUUUAACUUCACCUUCAUCUGUUGAAAAGCUGUCACGACUCAUCUGGCUGGCCCAGUAGAGAAGUAGACACAGAAACUACGAAUCUUUCUAUAAGAGCUCACAAAAAGUAUGUUACCACUUUCGAGUCAACUGAUGUAAAACCAGCACCUUUCUUCUUCUGUGUCAUGUUAAUGUCCCUCAAUGCCUCAUUAUUUUCAUUACAUGCACAUGUGUGAACUUUUUAAUAAAUAAAAUUGUUUUACUGACCUACAUAUGUCCCCCCCGCCAAACGAAUAACUAACACCAAAAUUCUUCUCGCCUAAACUCGUUCACUCUCAGCACAUAUGUAUUAAGGGUGGGAACGUCCUGGUAACUCAAGAUACGAUACGAUUUGCGAUAAGAAGCUCACAAUAACGAUCUCACGAUAUGGCGAUACAACGAUUAUCGAUACAUUGGUCAGGAAUUCAGUCUACAAAACACCUAAUAAACAGGAAAAACAAGAUGUCUUCAUCCUUCUGCUGUAAGUUUAUCACGAAUAGAUGUCCAAUCCAUUUGGACUGGUAGGGUGGCAGCAAAUGAACCCCUCCCACUUCAAACUUUUUUAUGAGGUAAUUUUGGGCCAUUUCACGUCAUUCAUUACCUGUUGAUUUUCAGUCACUUCCUGUGAUUUUGGGGCAUUUUAUGGGUCAUGUCCUGUUAAUAUUCGGUUACAGAACGGGAAGUCACUUGGGAGUGAAUAGGCAGUGACUCAAACUCAACAGGAAGUUACCUGUAAAUGACUGAAAAUGGACAGAAUGUGACCUGUAAAUGCCUGAAAAUGGAUAGAAUGUGACGUGUAAAUACCCCGCAAAUCGGACGGAGUGACUGAAUGCUCUGGUUUCGAACGAACGAACAAACAUUCAUUCGCCCUUCCGGUUCAUAAUGGAUUUGGCAUUGAGUGCCAUCAAUGGCAGCCAUAAAGUUAACUGAGACGCUAUUAUGGUGAAAGAUUUUGGUAGCAACUUUUUGGUUCCUGUUUCUUAAACAUCGACAUCCUUUUAAAACGAUACCUCGAAUCUUGGCAUGAGCUUAUCGAUAAUGUUAUGGGAUGCAAAAUAUCACGAUAUAUCACCAUUUCAAUAUUGUGCCACACUCCUAAUAUGUAUCUUAGUCACAGUUUGUGUAUUCAUUGUUUGUGUUUUGGUAGUUAGUAAAAGGAAGAUAAUUUAUAUUAACUCAUUCACUGCAAACCUAGGUGUUGUAGUAGUUAGUAAAAUAGGGAAAUUGAAAGCAUCUAUUGACAGCAAUAUGUAUUGUAACUGGGACAGUUCGAACAUUUCCAUCCCCAUGCUAAUUGAAAUGGAUAGGACGUCUUUUGCUGUCAGUGGCAGCCAAAGACUGAAUAUAUGUAAGGUCACAAGAAAUUUAUUUAAAAAUAAAAUGAAAUUCCCAGUGCAAA